Trichobilharzia szidati is the source of this 2180-nucleotide messenger RNA. The record is from the annotation of a GenBank genome assembly. NCBI's taxonomy places the organism in Eukaryota, Metazoa, Platyhelminthes, Trematoda, Strigeidida, Schistosomatidae.
AUUCAUACUUGUAUGCACCCAGCAUCAUAAUUACUUGUGACUAAUGAUGUCAUCAAAAUGUGGAAUUUAUUCAACCUACUCAAAGUAAAACAGUUUUAAAAUUCUUAUUAUUUUGAUCAUGUAUCAAAUAUUUGUGGAGAAUGUACAAUUUAGACUACUCAUAAUUUUAUCAGUAGUAUUAUAUAUCAGAGAAUUGCAUGGAUUACAUAUAUCAACUGAAAAUGAUGAGCUAAUCUUCUCUAGAAAUGAAACACUCCUCCCUUCAUGGUCAUCUUAUUAUACGAAAACAAAUGGCGGUGCGUUUAAUCCUCAAAUCGAUAAUCAUGUUGAACAAAAUUAUUGGAUUGAAACAUUGGUAUUCGCGGAUCAUACAGUAAUGGAUCGCUUUGAAAAUAAGAAAAUGGCAGAAGACUAUGUUAAAACAUUGAUUAAAAUGACUGAUGAACUCUUUCAUCAUCCAUCUUUGGGAGUUAAUAUGAGCUUAGUUAUACAAGAUAUUAUAUGGGUCAGUGAAGCUGAGUCAAAUGAACUUCUAUGGGGUGUAUCACUGAUACGUUCUGUUCAUCGAUUUUGUAAUUGGGCACUGACUCAUCAUUAUGUACGAUAUAAUUAUGAUCAUGCCUUAUUCUUAUCAAGAAAUAUUGUACAAGCAGCUGGUAUAUCUCCGCUUAGUCAAAUGUGUCGAAUGCAGUAUUCGUGUACACUGGCAGAAGACAGUGGAUUCUUCUCUGCUUAUCCAAUUGCGCAUGAAAUUAUGCACAGUCUUGGUGUUGAACAUGAUGGUGAAGGGAAUAGUUGCGAUCGUUCCGGUACAACAGGAAAUAUAAUGGCACCAUUAAUUCUAUCUGCAGGACAUAAUCAUCAUUGGAGUGAUUGUACACGAUUGGUACUUCAAAAUGGUCUUGAAUCGCAGAAAUUCACUUGUCUUCAUGACUUUCCAAUAUUUAAACGAGAAUAUAUAACAUCUGAUCUGCCUGGUUGGAAAUGGUCACUUGAUCAACAAUGUUUCGUUAUCUCUGGAUCAAAUGUUAGCCGACAUUGUCCUGGAGUUGAAGAACAUGCAUGUCAAGAGUUAUGGUGUUCCAUGACAGGUUCAAAAGAUCAUUGUGAUCGAAUGUUAAAUCAUGGCCUGCUGGACGGUACCCCAUGCGGUAAAAAGAAGGAAUGUUACCAUGGUAAAUGUAUUGAUGUGCAAUCUGAGAGAAUAGGAAGAUAUCAAUCGGCAUAUCAGUAUACACCUUGGUCUGCUUGUUCACGGAAAAAUGCGAUUGGAACACGUUAUCGGACAAGAAAAUAUUUGAAUUGUACAAGAAAUAAGUGUGAAUACAGUGAUAAUGAGAAUACAAUUGAAUAUGAGUUAUGUAACAUUGUUACUAAUGAAGAAUAUUCAAAGUAUAUCGAUUAUAGAGAAGAACAAUGUUCACGAUUCAAUAAUUUUAAAUUGAAAGGAGUACAUCAUAAAUGGUUACCUUAUAUUUAUCCUCAAAGACCCUGUCAUUUAGGUUGUUAUUCAUUGCAAAAUGGUCAAAUAUUUGAUGCAUCCAUGUCAGUACGUGAUUCAACACCGUGUUCCUAUGACAACCCAGACGCACGUUGUAUUCAAUCUGUUUGUGUUCAUUUUGAUUGUUUGGGCAAAGUAAACGGCACUGCUGUUAGAGAUCAAUGUGGCGUAUGUCAAGGGGAUAAUUCUACUUGUCACCUUAUACAGCAUACAAUUCAACGGACGCUUCCAGCAGAUGAAAAUUAUCAUAUGUUGUAUAUUAUUCCAAGAUAUGCAAGACAUUUAAGAAUAAUUAAAAAUCAUGGAAAUCAUGUUCUAGGUCUAUUCGACAUGCAACACUUUGAAUUCUUUCUUAAAGGGGAAGAUUUCAAGUCUGGAAGUAAAGCAAGACGUGUAUAUUUUGCUACAGAGUUUAUCUAUGAUCAAAGAUAUAAUGAAGGGAGUAAUAAUUUGGGGAAGGAAUCUGUUCAGAUUUAUAGUAAAGGAACAAUAUUCGGUGAUAUUGCCAUUCAGGCUAGAAAUUUAGACAGUAAGUUGAGAACUGAUGAACUUAAACUACAAAUCAACUAUCUAUUACCAAAAGAACAAGAAAGCAAGAGAAAAUGAGCAUAGAAACAAAGACUGGGGAAAAAAAGAGAGCGACAAAUUGUAAUUCACACACAAAUAUAAUAUACUGAUU